UGGGGGGGUGUGUUUACAGCUCUAGCAGAAGGAACAAGGCUGAGCUACAUGUUUUUCACCGCCCCGUGGAAGAAUGACAGAUGACAAAGAUGUGCUUCGAGACGUGUGGUUUGGACGAAUACCAACCUGUUUCACUCUGUAUCAGGAUGAGAUAACUGAAAGGGAAGCUGAGCCUUACUAUUUGCUUUUGCCAAGGAUAAGCUACUUGACACUGGUGACAGACAAAGUCAAGAAACACUUUCAGAAAGUUAUGAGACAAGAGGAAGUUAGUGAAAUAUGGUUUGAAUAUGAAGGCACACCACUGAAAUGGCAUUACCCAAUUGGUUUGCUGUUUGAUCUCCAUGCAUCAAAUACAGCCCUUCCUUGGAGCAUCACAGUGCAUUUCAAGAAUUUUCCAGAGAAGGAUCUUCUACACUGCCAUUCUAAGGAUGUGAUUGAAGCUCAUUUUAUGGCUUGUAUAAAAGAAGCAGAUGCUUUAAAGCACAAAAGUCAAGUCAUCAAUGAGAUGCAAAAAAAGGAUCAUAAGCAACUGUGGAUGGGAUUACAGAAUGAUAAAUUUGAGCAGUUUUGGGCAAUAAAUCGAAAACUCAUGGAGUAUCCUCCAGAAGAUAAUGGAUUUCGAUACAUCCCAUUUAGAAUUUAUCAGGCAACAACAGAGAGACCUUUUAUACAGAAGCUAUUUCGACCAAUUGCUUCAGGAGGACAGUUGCAUACUUUGGGAGAUCUGCUAAAAGAUGUGUGUCCUAGUGCUGUCACCUCUGAAGAUGGAGAGCAGAAGACUCAAGUGAUGAUUCAUGGAAUUGAGCCAAUGCUGGAAACACCCAUACAGUGGCUAAGCGAACAUAUGAGCUAUCCAGAUAAUUUCCUCCACAUUAGUGUCAUUCCCCGACCUACUGAUUGAAACUCAGCUCUCCUGGUAUGAGGAUCAUUCUCCAGCUGGAAUGAGAAGGGCAUGUCAGCUUCUUGCUCCUGCCAGUCUUGACGGAGGCAGCCUGACCAGCAAAAAAAAACACCCCAAAACAACAAACCCAACAGAAAACUGAAACAAAACGAGAAGUCCUCAGUGCUGCAAGCCAAACAGGAAGAAGAGAUCCUAUCACCAGAUAAGGGCAAUGGGGCUGAUCUUAUUUUGCAUCACUGCUGCUUUUCUUCACUGCUGUAAUUAAAUCAGUCGCGAUAUGAAAGAAAUUUACAGGCCCUCUGCACCUGUUUUCUUGUAAAAUAGAAUGAAGCUGAAACUGCCGGGCCCGAGAGCAAGUGGAAAUGUGCCACUGGGUUGUAUUUCUGAUUAACAAAUAAACAGGGCUGUUUCCUAGAGCAGUGGCAUUUCAACUUGGGGAGUGGAAACCUUGGUUUAAUUUUCUAGAAAGUUAGACCCCGAGAGAUCCAGUUACCAAUAGCUUUUUGUAACAGAUCAGAUUACUGUAAACCCAUCUUUCCUUAACCAGAACUUCAUGUUUACAGUAUGUGUAUUGGUAUGCAAAUGAUCUCUUAACUUUGAUAACAAGCAGUGAGGGAUUUUAAAGUAAACCCGUGAGCUUGUUUUGUCAUCUAAAAACAUGCACAACUUAAUAAUUUAGGAAUACUUUUCAUUUGUGUGCUGUCACUGAAUACUCCAGGAUGUUUAUUAUUCAAACCAGUUUUCAUAGACUAGCAACGGUGUCAGAUAAUUUGUCUCAGGAUUUGUCAUGGCAUUUCUUUUGUGCUCAUCUAGAUCUUUUUUUUCCCCCCUGUAAGAAUAUUUUCUUAAUUUAGUUUUAAAAGUUUUACAAAAAAAAAAAGAAAAAAGUAAACGGAUGUUGCAAA
Chaetura pelagica (chimney swift) is the source of this 1806-nucleotide messenger RNA. It is a transcript of the gene ATG5, whose product is annotated as autophagy related 5. Lineage: Eukaryota; Metazoa; Chordata; Aves; Apodiformes; Apodidae. Gene Ontology annotation, cellular component: phagophore assembly site membrane; cytoplasm; Atg12-Atg5-Atg16 complex. The coding region runs from base 74 to 901 and encodes 275 amino acids. Gene Ontology annotation, biological process: nucleophagy; cellular response to nitrogen starvation; autophagy of mitochondrion. The record is from RefSeq and is a predicted model, not a curated record. The transcript is spliced from 7 exons.